This is a messenger RNA of Leptopilina boulardi, 4220 nucleotides long. RefSeq names its product glutamate receptor ionotropic, kainate 1. Gene Ontology annotation, cellular component: plasma membrane; postsynaptic membrane. Bases 1054 to 4095 code for a protein of 1013 amino acids. NCBI's taxonomy places the organism in Eukaryota, Metazoa, Arthropoda, Insecta, Hymenoptera, Figitidae. Gene Ontology annotation, molecular function: glutamate-gated receptor activity. The transcript is spliced from 20 exons. The record is from RefSeq and is a predicted model, not a curated record.
AAAUCCUGGUCGCCAGUGCCCGCGCGUCUUCCGCAAUUGUCGGACCGCGUUUUCAAAAAACGUGAAAAUAUUUUCCACCUGUCCCUCAAAAAAAAAAAAAAUAUAUAAUAAUUUCCUAAUUUUCCACGUGAAAAAUUAGUAGAAAAAAAAAAAACAAUAUCAAAAGUAGACCCUUUUCAUUUUUCUCUUUACCAAAAAAAAAAAAAAUAAAGGCGGAAAUUCCUAUCCCUAAUUUAAUAAAAUAAUUUUGUUAUAAACAAUGAAUAACUCAAAACAAAUUGAUUGUGAAUCAAGUGUUGUUGUGAAUAUACCAAAUGUUUGUAUUUUUAGGUAAACUUCCUUUUGUACAAAAUUACAUACUAAGUUUGUGAAAGUGCAAAAAGUUUAUACAUGUGCAUUUGUGCAAAAAAUGUUUAAUUAUAAACAAUAAAAAAAAGUGCUUAGUAGUAAAGAAAAAAAAAGGGAAAACAAUAUUUAUGAAACAAUGAAGGUAAAAAGAAUAAAAAAAGAAAUUAUGCAUAUAAAAUCUUUUAAACACUUAUUAGCAAUAAUUUCAUAAAAUUUUCUUUUUAUUUAUGCUCCAUUAAAAAAAAAAAAAGCAAAUAUGAAAAUAGUUAGGAAGUUGAAUGACAUUACGAAGACAACGAAAAUUCCAAUGCUAGAAUGAAGUGCAAUAAAUGUUUUUAUUGGAACACAAAAGAAAGAAAUUUAUCAUAGUGUAAAUUGAGUGUAAAUUAGAGGAGGGGGAAAAAAAAGUUAGUGAUGUUAUACGAUUCAGGCAAAAAUACACCCCAAGGAUUAAUGUAAUAUAAAGUAAAUAUUCGGAUGAUUCGAAAUAAUCGACUGUGCAGAGGACAUGAUGGACGAGGGAGAAGAAGUGUCCAUUGUGGCGUUAAAUUAUCGUUGAUUGAAACAGUAGCGUGUAUUUUUACAAUUCGGUUAGUUAAAUUGGUGAUUUUAUUUGAAAUCGGUUUAACCAAGUCCAAAACAAUGUCAUAGUUUUAUUUUCAAGUGUGCGAGAGUGCGCGCAAGUGACGUUAGCGUUAGAACACAAUGGCCCUACUGUUCGUUGUAAUUGUUAUUUUGGUCACCACUGCUAUGUCUUUGCCACCAGUUAUAAGAAUCGGUGCAAUUUUUACUGAAGAUCAAAAAGAUAGUCCAAUAGAGUUGGCCUUUAAAUAUGCUGUAUACAGAAUCAAUAAGGACAGAAGUCUUCUUCCUAACACCAGUUUGGUGUACGAUAUUCAAUAUGUGCCUAAAGAUGAUUCAUUUAGAACUUCCAAAAAGGCCUGCCAACAAUUAUCCAGAUCGGUCCAAGGAAUUUUUGGUCCCUCAGAUCCUCUGUUAGGUGCGCACAUACAAAGUAUUUGCGAAGCACUAGAUGUACCUCACUUGGAAGCAAGAGUAGAUUUCGAGCCUACUUUUAAAGAAUUUAGUAUAAAUCUUUACCCCGCUCAAGAUCAUCUAAAUAAGGCAUUUAAGGACCUUAUGUCCUUUCUGAACUGGACAAAAGUCGCCAUUAUCUACGAAGAGGAUUAUGGUUUAUUCAAACUUCAAGAUCUUGUGAAGACGCCACCCUCAACGAAAACUGAAAUGUAUAUACGUCAGGCUGGUCCUGAUACUUACAGGCAGGUCCUUCGUGAAAUUAGAAACAAGGAAAUUUACAAAUUAAUCGUCGAUACUGAUCCAGCGCACAUGCAACAAUUUUUCAGAGCUAUAUUACAAUUGCAAAUGAACGAUUUCCGAUAUCAUUAUAUGUUCACUACAUUUGAUAUAGAAACAUUUGAUUUAGAAGACUUCAAGUACAAUAGCGUGAACAUGACUGCCUUUCGAUUGGUUGAUCUUGAAGAGCCGAAGGUUGUCGAAGUUCUUCGACAAAUGGAACGUUUUCAACCCAUUGGACACGCUAUUCUUAAUAGAACUGGAAUUAUCCAGGCAGAACCAGCUCUUGUGUACGAUAGUGUACAAGUUUUCGCACAUGGAUUGGCUGCACUUGAUGGCAGUCAUAUUCUCAAACCUGCAAAUUUAUCCUGUGAAAAAGAAGAACCUUGGGGUGAUGGAUCGUCCCUUUACAACUACAUUAACUCGGCAGGCCUACAUGGACUGACUGGACGAAUAGAAUUUAACGAAGGAAAGAGAAAUAAUUUCAAGCUGGACUUGCUAAAGCUUAAAAGGGAAGACCUCGUAAAGGUUGGCGAAUGGAAGCCAGGAAGUGGAGUAAACGUUACCGAUGUUGGAGCUUUUUACGAUACUACAGCCACCAACAUUACCCUUGUCGUAAUGACGAGAGAGGAGAAACCAUAUGUAAUGGUUCGCGAUGAUAAAAAUCUUACGGGAAAUGCAAAAUUUGAAGGAUUUUGCAUUGAUUUAUUAAAAUGGAUAGCAGGACAGGUGGGAUUUCAAUACGUUAUUCGAUUAGUGCCUGAUCAUAUGUAUGGUGUUUAUGAUCCCGAAACAAAAGAAUGGAAUGGAAUUGUUCGAGAACUUAUGGAAAAGAGAGCAGAUUUAGCCGUUGCGUCUAUGACAAUCAAUUAUGCUAGAGAAAGUGUAAUAGAUUUCACUAAACCCUUUAUGAAUCUUGGCAUUGGAAUAUUAUUUAAGGUAUCCGGUCGUAUGCCUUCGCGACUCUUCUCAUUUAUGAAUCCUCUCGCUGUGGAAAUCUGGUUAUUCAUGUUGGGCGCUUACGUUAUGGUCUCAUUAACAAUUUGGAUAGUGGCAAGAUUUUCGCCAUAUGAAUGGGUAGAACCAGAACCAUGUCCAAGCUGCAAAUGUCCACUACAGGGCGGUCAUCUCAGCGCCUUAGAUUCUAGCAACGAUGACAUCCCAUUGCCGAGAAACGUCAACGAUUUCACCUUAGCCAACAGCUUCUGGUUUACAGUUGGCACUUUAAUGCAACAGGGAAGUGACCUUAACCCCAAGGCAACUAGUACAAGAAUAGUUGGUGGAAUCUGGUGGUUUUUCACCUUAAUUAUUAUCUCCUCAUAUACAGCGAAUCUUGCUGCGUUUCUUACAGUUGAAAGAAUGAUAACUCCCAUUGAAAAUGCAGCUGAUCUAGCGGAACAAACAGAAAUUGCAUAUGGAACUUUAGAAGGAGGAAGUACGAUGACAUUUUUUAGGGAUUCUAAAAUAGGAAUCUACCAGAAAAUGUGGAGGUUUAUGGAAUCUAAGAGUCCUGCGGUUUUCGUUUCAUCAUAUGAAGAGGGAGUGAAAAGGGUUCUUGAAGGAGACUACGCUUUCCUAAUGGAAUCAACGAUGCUAGAUUACGCGGUUCAAAGAGACUGUAAUCUGACCCAAAUCGGAGGAUUAUUAGAUAGCAAAGGUUAUGGAAUCGCUACUCCAAAAGGUUCACCAUGGAGAGAUAAAAUAUCCUUAGCCAUCUUGGAACUUCAAGAGAAAGGUGUUAUACAGAUCCUUUAUGACAAGUGGUGGAAAAAUACAGGAGACGUGUGUAAUAGAGAUGAAAAAAAUAAAGAGAGCAAAGCUAAUGCCUUAGGCGUGGAGAAUAUUGGAGGUGUUUUUGUUGUUUUACUAUGUGGUUUAGCACUAGCUAUUCUCGUAGCAAUUCUUGAAUUCUGUUGGAAUUCAAAGAAGAAUGCUCAGUCAGAUCGUUCUCUGUGCGCUGAGAUGGCUUCAGAAUUGCGUUUCGCAAUACGUUGUGGUCCUCGUCAAAGACCAACUGCAAAAUCAUGUUCUACCACAGCAACAGAGAUCUUAUCAUGCAGUCGUUGCAGUCCACAUUCCUCAAUGCAGAGAAGUCGUUAUUAUUCUGGAAGUCAAGAAGAAACGACAUAUGUACCGAGCAUCGAUAUCCCGCGAUUAAAUGCGGGAAACUGGUGCACUAGCGAUGACGGAGAUGAAGAAAUCAUUGAGCUUCGAUCAAGUGACGGCAGAUCAUGCAGGGAACACCUAGCACAGGCUUCAUCAUCAACCUCAUCAACAGCGCCAUCAGCCAUGCAGAAACACUCCCACGCACACACGUCAUGUGCACUGCCACUCACAUUCCCACAAUCACGGUCACAGUCAUACGCACAAACAUCAACUUCCACUGAGGCAGAGACGGGGCUCUUCAGGCACCGCUUUGGGUCAAGGAGGUGACCACCAUGAAAAUAUUCUUUGGAGGUUCGACUGCGACCUGGUGGGUGAACCAGAUGUGGUGAUAUCGCCACCUCCACCCCCGCCUCCUCCACCACCGCCACCAUCUGCCUCUGUUUCAAGAACAA